Molecule: messenger RNA, 3220 nt
Organism: Botrytis sinoallii
Lineage: Eukaryota; Fungi; Ascomycota; Leotiomycetes; Helotiales; Sclerotiniaceae
Exons: 3
Coding region: 303-2954 (883 amino acids)
Biological process (GO): intracellular magnesium ion homeostasis; magnesium ion transmembrane transport
Cellular component (GO): plasma membrane
Molecular function (GO): magnesium ion transmembrane transporter activity
Source: RefSeq, a predicted model, not a curated record
UAAACUCACACAACAUCACGACAUUUCAUUUCUCAUCUCCAUUUUCUUCUCUGGUCAAAAAUAAAAAGAAGAUCAGAUUCUGCACUUCGCCUCGUUUUACCUAUCACAAAUGUAUCGUAUUGCGAUAAACGAUUCCAUCGCUAUUAUCUAUCUCCUUGCAGGUUAAAGCAGCUUACCUUGAUUGGAUCAUCAUUCAAUUGGUCCCGUUUGCAGACUCUUAACUUAUCUUACCUCGCAUCGAGUAUCAGCCGGUCGAAGAAACAUUUGGUGUCUCUCGACUGAAAUACACGAUUUCCCACAUCAUGUCUGCACCACUUCCACCUCGUGCGACGGAGCCUACAAGCUCAAAUACUCGUGGCACAAUACCUCAAAGACCGGAACCUACUGCUCUACAACCACCACAAGAUCAUUCCAAUGAUUUCAAUGCGACCUCAACGCCCAAUACCGGGAAAGAGAAGAAUAACUCUAAGAAGAAGAGAAAUAAUCAUCGAGGUGGAAAGAAAAAGAGACCAAGAAGACAAUCUUUCGCCGCAUCAACUGAGGAUGGGAAUGGUAUGGUUGAAACGCCAAUGGCACAACGAAAUGCUCCGCAAAGUGUAACAAGGUCAAGCUUCUAUAGAGGAAGAAACUUGAGUAAUACUAGUAUUGAGAGCGGAGAACUUUUGGAUCACAGAGAUCAUCAAAGUAUGCGACCUCGAAGACCUUCGACAAUGGGUCAAAACGCUUUCGGUCAGAUGUAUGACAGUCCUUCUUUCAGUCGACCUUCGUACAAUAAUCCAUUCAAAUCGUCGGAAACCGUUUCUCGAAGACCUGUCACUAGUAAAUCGAAGAGCAAUUCUGAUGAUGAAGCUCUAAUGGAAGAAACCGACGAGAGGACUCCACUUAUUUCCAGCGCUUCGAAAUCGAAAAGCUCUAAUAAUUUUCUUCAACAAGGAAAACGUAGUCGCCGAAGCUCUAGCAGGUCAUCAAAUCAUAGCAAAAAGAAGACCAUUUUCGAAAAGACGACAUCUGGUUUGGCUAGGCAGAAUGAUGAAUACAAUGUCAACUAUCCACCCUCGGUUCCAGGGUCUCCUGUGCUCGGAGCCACAAAUCCCAAUAUGAGCUUUGGAGAUGUAAUGGUUCGCGAUCAUUCACCAGAGCAAGAUUCUAUUCAGGCAGGAUCUAUGAGAUCUUUUAGGUCUCUCCCAGAAGAUGCAUGUGAGGAUGAUUCAAUUCCAGGCACCCCGCGCAAAGGAUCAUCUUACGGAGAACGAAGACACACUAUCGCAUUACAAGCUGAAGAAGACGUGUGCUUUCCAGUUGAUAUGUCUGAAAUGGCGGAGGAAGAUGCUCCUCAACAAGAAGAUGAAGCAUACAGAUCACGACGCCAUAAAAGGAAAUUUCCAAAUUUAUCUGUCCUCGAUGAUUGGAGCAGAUUUGAAAAAGAAGGCAGGAGUGAAGAGAGACGGGCUAAGAAAAUCACCGAACCUCAAUUGAUUAAUGGACGGCUUCGACCAAUCCACAAAGGUUGGCAUCGAGCGGAGGAUGAUGCACCAUAUCGAUUUACUUAUUUCAACGAAGAAUUUCCAAGCACCAUUCACAGUCAAACAAUUUCAGAACUUGUUCAACCAGGUGGAAGUUUUAGAGAAUUAUUUAUUCCUGAUCGUCCCAUAAUUGAUGAUAGUUCUGAUUCUGAAACCGAGGAUGAGGGUGAUGAUACGGAAAUUCGUCGAGAAAAUGCAUACAUCAAUCAUGCCCUGGGACAUAAUAACGAAGAUUCGAAAUCAGCAACUCGUCAAUCGUCCAUAAUUGAUAUGGCAAAUCAAGAAUCAAAACGUACAGAAUCUCCUCGUGCAGGGCGCCCUUCAGAAUCGCAUUCUAGACAAACCUCCCAUGACGCGUCCCCAAAUAAGUCAUCGCCACCAAAGUCUACUCCACCGCUCGAAGAGAAGCCUAAAAGAUAUGGCGAUCGUCCUACCUGGUGGCUUGAUGUUCUUUCUCCAACGGAUGCGGAGAUGAAGAUCAUUUCCAAGACCUUUGGUAUACAUCCUUUGACAGCUGAGGAUAUCUUAAUGCAGGAAGCUCGAGAAAAGGUUGAAUUGUUUCGACAUUAUUACUUUGUGAAUUAUCGAUCAUUCGAGCAAGAUAUGAAUAACGACAAUUUCUUAGAGCCUCUCAAUAUGUAUGUGGUAGUCUUCCGCGAUGGGGUUAUCAGUUUUCACUUUUCUCAAACACCUCAUCCGGCCAAUGUUCGACGACGAAUUCGACAACUGAAAGACUACUUGAGACUCACAGCUGAUUGGAUAUCAUAUGCUAUCAUUGAUGAUAUUACCGAUGUUUUUGCUCCUUUAAUUCAAACUAUCGAAGAUGAAGUUGAUGAUAUUGAUGAUGCUAUUUUGAAACUUCACUCUCCAGCGGAGAAUGAAAAGUCUACCCGAGAUAACGAAAAGAAAUCUGAAGCAGGAGAUGGUACCUCGGGAGAAAGUGGAGGAGACAUGCUUCGAAGAGUUGGUGAUUGUCGAAAGAAAGUUAUGGGUCUUUACAGACUGCUAGGCAACAAAGCAGAUGUCAUCAAGGGAUUCGCUAAAAGAUGCAACGAGCAAUGGGAAAUUGCUCCACGAAGUGAGAUUGGAUUAUAUCUGGGAGAUAUUCAAGAUCAUAUCGUUACUAUGACUGGAAAUUUAUCCCACUAUGAAAAAAUCCUAGCUCGCUCUCAUGGUAAUUACCUUGCUCAAAUCAACAUCCGUAUGAAUGAACGUCAAGAACAAACCGCGGAUGUUCUUGGUAAACUUACAGUCCUUGGUACCAUUGUUUUACCCAUGAAUAUCAUUACUGGUCUUUGGGGUAUGAACGUAUGGGUACCUGGUCAGGACUAUGAAGGAGAUUUGACAUGGUUUUGGUGCAUCACAGCUGGUUUACUAUUUUUCGGACUAGCUUGCUUCUAUAUCGCGAAGAUCGCUUAUAAGAUUGUUUAAGAAUGGAUCAUGGGGAUUGGGGAAUCUGGGGAGGAUCUCAUUAUACAUAUGGAAUUGUAUGAUAUGGAAGAUACGAGGAAGGGGGAUGUGUAUAUACCAAUUUCAGGAUAUUACUGGGUUUGAGAAUUGUAUGAAUUGCAUGGCUUGGAUGGUAGGUUGGAUAAAGAUAGAUACGGUAUUCAUGUUGCAUUAUUCGGAUAUAUAAGGAGACCGGGCAUUGAUGGCGAGAUAGUGUAAUAGGUUAAUGAGAAGUAAUUUGCAGAUAU